AUGGUUUUGCUGCAGGCACUGGUGUCAUCGCACGUCCUGGCGGGGCUUCUCGGCUCCUCGCUUCUCACCUUCCUCAUAUGUGUUGUUGAGGAGUGGCUGCACCAGCGUACGCUCAGACGGCAACUCGUCAAAGCCCCGGUCCUCAACCUCCAUGGCGGCGACUAUGACACGGCGAGCCGCGAAUACAAGGAGAAUCUUCGAUGGCUGCUCAAGACCGGCUACGACCAGUUCAGGAACGGCGUCUACCAGCUAUGGAGGCCCGACGGAUUCAUCACUGUCAUUAGCAACGGCUUCAUCGACGAGUUGAAGAGUCUACCCACCGAAACUCUGGACUUCCACGCAGCCGUGCAGACCAACUUCAUCGGCAAGUACGAAUGGGUCACGCUGGGAUCGAAUUUGCUAGCACAGACAGUUCUGGAGGACCUUACGCAGCAGACUUCUGCACUCCUGCCCAUCAUGGCCGACGAAAUUGCGAAGACGUUCGAUGAAGAGAUGCCCGAGUGCAAAGGAUUCACGCCAGUCACCGUGUACGAGUGCCUCACCCGCGUCGCGGCCAUUUUGACCGGACGAGUCUUCGUCGGCGCGCCCAUGAACCGCAACGAGAAAUGGCUCGAAGCGACAGUCGACUUCACACACGACGUGUACAUCGGCGGCUCGAAGCUGAGGAAAUGGAACUACCUCCUGCGCCCUAUCGUGGCGCGCUUCCUCGUCCCCGAGAUUCGCAAAGUCUGGAAGCACCAGGACACGGCACGACGCUUCCUGGUGCCCAUCAUGGAGGAGCGAGCUGCGGCCCAGAAGAAGGCCGGCUACAAGAAGCCCAACGACCUGAUCCAGUGGCUGAUGGACAACGCCGCCAAGGAGAAGACACCCACAAGCUUCGCCCGCCUCGCGGAGCUGCAGCUCCUGGCAAGCUUCGCCGCGAUCCACACAACCACGCUGACCUGCACGCAUGUGCUGUUUGACCUGGCCGCCAGACCCGAGUAUAUCGAGCCGCUUCGGGAGGAACUCGACGCCGUGGAAGCCCGCUGCGGGACACUCCACGAGAAGAAGGCCUUGAGCCAGCUGUCCAAGAUGGACAGCUUCAUGAAGGAAUCGCAGCGGCUGAACCCGCCGGGACUGCUAACGUUCCCGCGUCUCGUGCGCAAGCCCAUCACUCUCUCCAACGGCACGCUCCUGCCCGAAGGGACGCAGCUGAUCGUGCCGGCCGGGUACAUCUCGCUGGACAACGAAAUCUGGGAGAACGCCGAGGAGUUCCAGGGCUUCCGGUUCGCGGACCUGCGCAACGCGCGCGCCGAAGACGGGCACAAGCACCAGUUCAUCAGCACAUCGCCGAGCGCGAUGCACUUCGGCCACGGCCGCCGCAGCUGCCCGGGCCGCUUCUUCGCCGGCCACGAGCUGAAGAGCAUCCUCGCCCACCUGCUGCGCACCUACGACUUCAAGCUGGCGGGCGGCCCGGACGCGCGCCGCCCUGCAAACAAGGAGGAGAUGGACCUGGUCAACCCGGACGACAAGGCGCAGCUCUUGUUUCGUCGGAGGAAGGCGCGCGAGUAA
Messenger RNA from Diplodia corticola, 1551 nucleotides. RefSeq names its product cytochrome p450. Bases 1 to 1551 code for a protein of 516 amino acids. The record is from RefSeq and is a predicted model, not a curated record. Gene Ontology annotation, molecular function: oxidoreductase activity, acting on paired donors, with incorporation or reduction of molecular oxygen; monooxygenase activity; heme binding. The transcript has 4 exons. Lineage: Eukaryota; Fungi; Ascomycota; Dothideomycetes; Botryosphaeriales; Botryosphaeriaceae.